This is a messenger RNA of Heteronotia binoei (common prickly gecko), 2438 nucleotides long. Its product is annotated as zinc finger protein 232-like. The transcript is spliced from 8 exons. Gene Ontology annotation, biological process: regulation of transcription by RNA polymerase II. NCBI's taxonomy places the organism in Eukaryota, Metazoa, Chordata, Lepidosauria, Squamata, Gekkonidae. The record is from RefSeq and is a predicted model, not a curated record. Gene Ontology annotation, molecular function: RNA polymerase II cis-regulatory region sequence-specific DNA binding; DNA-binding transcription factor activity, RNA polymerase II-specific. Bases 354 to 2294 code for a protein of 646 amino acids.
GAGGAGGAACAGACCCAGCAGCCUUCCUCUUCGGAGGGGACUUUGCCUGUUUUGUUUUGUUUUGAAUGGCUGCAGGAGAGGCCAGGAAGAAAUUCCCCUUGCAAAUCAGGAACCAGGGCACAGGCUUGUGGCCUCUGACAGUUGAAAACCGUUGGUCACCAAGGAAGUUAUCCUCUUGCAGAUGCAAAACCCAGGAAAUACUGCAAAAGUUCAUCAGUUUCCUGAAUGGUGUUUCUAGCAAGAGCCUGCCUGUCAAACACAACACAAAACAGGUUUUCUGCCUGAAAUCGUCCUGAAAGCAGGAUUCUCAAUAACUUUCUGGAUUUGCACUGGUAAAGCCACAAGUGAAAGUGAUGAAGGAACGAAAAUCUGCAGGCCUAGAACGAGAAGAGGAACCAGGAGGAGGAGCAGGAAAAGCCAUCCGGAUCAUUCCGCCUGAAGAUACAGCGGAGCGAUUUGGAUGGUGUGAGGGAGGAGAGGAGCGACUCUGGAAAGUGCAGAGUCAGGACUUCUUAGGAAGAAUGGAUUCCCCUCACACAGGAUGGGGGAAGGAGCGCAGCCCCUGGGAUGAUGCCAAGGCCUUUUUGGUCUCCUUCGAGCAAGUUGCAAAAGCCUGCCAGUGGUCCAGGAAAGAGUGGGUGGCCCGGCUCAUGCCAGCGCUGAGUGGAGAAGCGCAACAGGCCUUUGGUGCCCUGGAGGCCAGAGACAGGGAGGAUUAUGGGAAAGUGAAGGCAGCCAUCUUGCGCUGGGAAGCCAACCGUAUGGAAACCCUGCGCCAGCACUUUCGGCAGUUCCGCUCCCAGGAGGUGGAAGAUCCCCGGCGGAUUUACAGCCAGUUGCAGGAGCUUUGCCGCCAGUGGCUGAGGCCGGAGAGGCACUCGAAGGAGCAGAUCCUGGAGCUGCUGAUCCUGGAGCAGUUCCUGGCCAUCCUGCCGCCGGAGCUGCAGAGCUGGAUCAGGGCUGGCUGUCCUGAGAACUGCACCCAAGCUGUGGCCCUGGUGGAUGUUUUCCUCAUGAACCACAGAGGUGCUGAGACUUGGAAAUGGCAGGGGCCGUUGCGAGAAGUGGGUUCUCUGAAUGCUGAGGAGGAAUCCCUGGACCUCACACAGAGAAAAGUCUACAAAGAAGCCAGGCAGAAUAGCGAGGGGGAGAUCCACUUGUUGGGCAGGGGAACCAAACGCCCAGGACACUUCCCUCCAUCACUUCCUCCUGAAGGACAGGAAACAGCUGAAGCUGGGAAGACAAAGAAGUGGAUGAACACCAGGGAGACAGAUGUCGUCAAGCAAAGUCCGAUGGAGCUGGGCCAAAGGACCAUGUUUUGGCAAGUCCUGCAGGAAGACGGUGGAAAUGUAGACACUUUGGAGGGAUUUUUAGUUCCUAAAUGUGGCCUUGCCUCCCAUUUGGAAAAAGAAGAAGAAAUGUUGGUCCAGUUCCUGGAGGAAAGAGAGAGACUCCCAGGUCAAGAUCCAGGUGACAUGAAGAGGAUCAAGAAGGAGGACUCCGAGGAGGAGGAAUCUGGCCCAGAGGAAACAUGGGAGUUAUCAACUGAAGCCACCCAAGUGGGCAUUCCUGGGACAUCUGAAAUCCACAAGCAGAGAUGUGGCAGAAAGGGGAUUAAACUCCAGGCAGAGGAGGCCCAAUAUGGAAGAAGAGAGUCCGAGGAAACACACAGGACUGUGCUCCAUUUAGCCCAGCGGAGUACAUUGAAGACUGCUGAAAUUCAAGAGCAAGCAUGCAAAUCCAAAAGGCAGUAUACACCUGCCAAGAUAACAGUGCCUACAAGCCCCAAAGGAUCUCCAAAUAUGGGGGAAGAUACUGCUGUAGAUCGUCAUGGCACAAUGCCUGCUGGAGAGAACUUCCACAAAUGUCUCGUGCGUGGGGGAGACUUCCACCCAAGCCUCCCUAAACAUCAGAGAAUCCCCAUAGGAGAGAAGCACUAUGAAUUCUCCCAUGGGAGGAGAAGUUUCCUGCAGAGAGAACACUUGAUGAGGCACCAGCGUCGACAUGCCAGGAAGAAGACUUACGAGUGCCCUGAUUGUGGGAAAAGCUUACGUUCAAGUGGUUCGUUCAAGUCACAUCAGAGAAUCCACACCGGAGAGAGGCCUUAUGGAUGCUCUUACUGUGCGAAAUCCUUCAACCAGAGCAUCCAUCUAGAGCGGCAUCAGAAAGUCCAUACAGGGGAGAAACCGUAUGAGUGCCCAGAGUGUGGGAGGAGCUUUAGUCGGAAAGAUACACUGAUAAAACAUCAGAGAACCCACACUGGACACCAGCAGGUCUUUGACUGCGGGAGUUAAGGGCUCGGCAGGGUGAGGAAAUAUAAGCUAGCCAUUUUCAUCACCGUUACACAUCAAAGAAUCCAAGAGGUGGCGAAAGCAGUGUAAUUUUCACACUGGCAAGGAUUUAUUUAUUUGUUUCAGUCAAACAAAGCUAUCUGAAGU